CUCGUCUAGGGUUCUUUGUUUGGUUAAACAUUUUAUCACCUAUGAGCGUGUGCGUGGCCAGCACUUGUGGAAGCUCUCCUCGCCACCACAGCAAUGCAACGAGGCCGAGAGAAAUGGGUUUUGGAUGGAGUGGCGAUUGGAGCGUCGCGAUGCCAAGGAAGCGCUUCCAAGCAACCAUUGUGUGCAUGGCUACUGAGCCCUACAUUAUUUCCAAGCUCGACUCCGCAGAACAGACAUACAAGGAGCUCACGGUGAAGCUUGCUGAUCCUGAUGUCGCGAAUGAUCCCAGCGAGUUCCAGAAGCUUGCCAAAGCCAUUGCGGACAUGGAAGAAGUGGUCACGUCCUACCAAAAGUACAAAGAAUCACAGCGUGAACUGGAUGAUCUGCAAGAGAUGAUAAAGUCUUCUGGUGACAAAGAGCUGGCCGAGAUGGCGGUCGAAGAAUCUGCAAUUCUAAAGGAAAACAUCACCAAUCUUGAAGAAUAUCUCAAGGUUUUGCUCUUGCCUAGUGACCCACUAGACUCGAGAAAUAUAAUGCUUGAAGUUAGAGCUGGAACUGGAGGCGAUGAAGCUGGAAUCUGGGCUGGUGACCUUGUACGGAUGUAUCAGAAGUACGCGGAACAAAACCGAUGGAACUGGAGUCCUAUUUCCCAGACAGAAGCGGAGAAAGGUGGCUUCAAGGAAUAUGUGCUCGAGAUAACUGGCGAUCGUGUCUACAGCAAGCUAAAGUAUGAAUCUGGCGUCCAUCGAGUUCAACGUGUGCCGGCCACGGAAUCUCAAGGCCGAGUACACACGUCGACAGCCACUGUUGCUAUCAUGCCCGAGGUUGAUGAGGUCGAAGUUGUGAUCGAUCCAAAAGAUAUUGAACUUACAACUGCGAGGUCCGGUGGUGCCGGAGGCCAGAAUGUGAACAAAGUGGAAACGGCCGUGGACCUGUUUCACAAGCCAACGGGCAUUCGAAUCUUCUGCACGGAAGAGAGGACUCAGCUCAAGAACAAAGCUCGCGCGUUUCAGCUCUUGAGAGCUAAACUCUACGAGAUGAAACUAGCCGAGCAACAAGAGAAGAUCAGCUCUCAACGCAGGUCUCAGGUUGGAACUGGCGCAAGGUCCGAGAAAAUCCGAACAUACAAUUACAAGGAUAAUAGAGUCUCGGAUCACAGAACCAAGAUAAACUUUGACCUCGAUUCUUUCUUGAGUGGAAACAUUGAGUCGGCCGUACAGGCCUGUGCCGCGAUGGAACAAAAACAAAUGCUCGAAGAGCUCGCGGCUUCUGUUUUGUAGCGCUUGGAUAAAUCGACCGGGAAACGAGAAAAAAAAAAUGUAACUUUGCGCAAAGAAUGAAAAAAAAAACGAUCUUUUGUUUU
Selaginella moellendorffii is the source of this 1363-nucleotide messenger RNA. Its product is annotated as peptide chain release factor 1. Gene Ontology annotation, biological process: plastid translation; thylakoid membrane organization; translational termination. The record is from RefSeq and is a predicted model, not a curated record. The transcript has 15 exons. Lineage: Eukaryota; Viridiplantae; Streptophyta; Lycopodiopsida; Selaginellales; Selaginellaceae. Gene Ontology annotation, molecular function: translation release factor activity, codon specific. The coding region runs from base 42 to 1280 and encodes 412 amino acids. Gene Ontology annotation, cellular component: chloroplast.